Molecule: messenger RNA, 555 nt
Organism: Mollisia scopiformis
Lineage: Eukaryota; Fungi; Ascomycota; Leotiomycetes; Helotiales; Mollisiaceae
Exons: 1
Coding region: 1-555 (184 amino acids)
Source: RefSeq, a predicted model, not a curated record
AUGUCUACCAGCAAGCCGAGCACCUCUCUCGCUUCAAAGAUUGAUCUUCUAGGUCUUUCUCCAGCAGAUAUUGUCGCUAGAUAUGAUCUCGCUCUGAAUGCCACAAGUACAGAUGAUGACAUCCUUUUGAACGAACCCGACUAUGGCAGCACAGCUCAGCACCAAGUCCACUUUUCAGGAGAAACAACCAAGCAUGCACUCAAUCCAUAUUCGAUGACCGUCCGUGACUCUCACACUGUCACUGCCGCAUCCACGAACGCGACCAAACUCCCACUCAUUCCAUACUGCAAAACUAGUCAUGGUCCCUUGGCAGGCAUCGACGAACACAACACUAUCAAACACCCUCUCAAGUCUUCCAUCAGCAGCGUCGAUCUGUAUUCGAAGACCAGCCAUGAUACUUACACAAUCAUAAAGCUCCCUCUCAAUGCGACAUCCCUCUAUUACGUUCCGCAAGGACGAACACAACUCGAGCUCUGGACGCAGGAGUCGGAACAUCAUGAGGUUAUUGCUUACUCUGCAACAAGCUUCGUUCCGAAGGGCAAACCUUGGCUUUGA